GCAACGGCACGUAUACACGGUGGUUUACGGGCAGGGAGCUGAAGUUGUAUUUUUACAGUGAGCGGCUGAAAGGAAAAAGCUAAUGCUUUAAACAUCGGUGAGCAGACACUCAGCAUCUCCUCCAGACUCUGGACAAGGUUGGCCAGCUCACUGCAGCAUUAAAUCACGUUUUGAAAGCACGGGUCGAGUCUGUGCGGGGACUGGGAGCCGCCGUCGCAGUCAAGGAGCUCCUGUCCUGACUUGGCUGUGAGGACGAAACACCAGUCAGCUACACGCCCUGACAAGAGUCUAAGAUGCCCUAGGCCGGGAGGAGGGAAAUGUAAAUGGCUUCCAAAGUAAAAGAUGCUGUGGUGUGGUACCAGAAAAAGAUUGGCGCCUAUGAUCAACAGAUAUGGGAGAAAUCAGUGGAGCAGCGAGAAAUAAAGUUUAUUUCUCUGGGCUUGAGAAACAAGCCAAAGAAGACAGGACAUGUCAAACCAGACCUUAUAGAUGUGGACUUGGUUAGAGGUUCGGCGUUUGCCAAGGCCAAACCAGAGAGUCCAUGGACGUCACUGACGCGUAAAGGCAUUGUCAGAGUCGUCUUCUUCCCGUUCUUUUACCGAUGGUGGAUCCAGGUCACCUCCAGAGCCAUUUUCCUCUUACUGCUGGCUCUCUACCUGUUGCAAGUGGCAGCAGCGGUCCUGUAUGUGACCAUCCCCCAGCCUCAUGGGAUACCAACCACCGAGGUGUUUGGAGCCAUCUGGCUCAUGUUGCUGCUGGGCACCGUCCACUGUCAGAUCGUCUCCACCAGGACCCCGAAACCUGCCUCCAGCAGCGGAGGGAAGAGGCGCAGGAAGUUGAGGAAGGCAUCUCAGAUGGAGGUGCAUAGGGAAGGCGACGGGUCUAGCACUACCGAUAACACACAGGAGGGGGCGCCACACUCCCACUCAGCCAGCACCACAUACAGCCUGGGCGCUCUCUUCCAAGAUUUCUGGCAUGAUAUCUGUAAAGCUGGAUCUAAGAAGUCCAAACUAUCCAUCGACAAGUCGACGGAGACAGACAACGGCUACGUGUCGCUGGACGGCCGGGUGACCAAUCGCAGCAGCGAGGAGGGGCUUCAGCUCCACGAACAGAGAUGCGAUUCAUUAAACAGAGGGGAGGAGGUGUGCUGGAACUCUCACGUCCAGCCGGCACACGCUCACACACCCCGCAGCACGGGGCUGUUGCUGGCGAGCAGCAACAAGGAGCCAGCGUCAGAUGAGGCGUCCAGUGAGGAGGACCCUGAAGCAUCCUACAGCGCCCUCCGCAGGGGAGUGGAAAGAAUGAACAGCGACUGUACGCUCAGAAACCGCAAGAAUACACACCACUACAAGAAACACUAUGCUGUGGAGGAUGUCCCUAAGUCUGGCACCAGCUGCAGCUCCAGAUGUUCCAGUCUGAGGACUCAGGACUCAGAGAGCACUCGACAUGAGUCCGAGACAGAGGACCUGAUGUGGGAAGACUUCCUGCACUGUGCCGAGUGCAGAUCAUCCUGCACCUCAGAGACAGAGGGAGAAGGAGGAGGGACGCCUGUCUGUCCCCCUGCGAAAAAGGAAUACAGAGACGACCCUUUCCAUCAGGGUCACGUUCCCUGGCUGCACAGCUCCAACCCUGGUUUGGAGAGAGUGAGCGCCAUCGUGUGGGAGGGAAACGAGUGUAAGAAGGCCGACAUGUCCGUCCUGGAGAUCAGCGGCAUGAUCAUGAACAGAGUGAAUCUUUACACUCCUGGUAUUGGUUACCAGAUCUUUGGGAACCUGGUUUCAGUGACGCUCGGCCUCACACCUUUCGCGUACAGGCUGGCUCAGUACCGUGACUUGGAUCAGCUGACCACGCUCUCAGCCAAUGAGCUGCUCUCUGUGGCGCUGGGAGGCGGGUCUGGAUCAGACGCCUUGGUCAUCACCAUGGUAACACUCAGCUUCGUGGUGCGCGUUUGCCUCAUAUGGCUCUUCUUCUUCCUGCUCAGCGUAGCAGAGAGGACCUACAAACAGAGGCUACUGUUUGCCAAGCUAUUUGGUCACCUGACUUCAGCGCGCAGAGCCAGGAAGUCUGAAGUCCCCCAUUUUAGGCUGAAGAAAGUUCAGAACAUCAAGAUGUGGCUGUCGCUACGCUCCUACCUCAAGAGACGGGGUCCUCAGCGUUCAGUGGAUGUGAUUGUGUCAUCUGCCUUCCUGCUCACUCUGUCUGUUGUCUUCAUCUGCUGCGCCCAGUUGCUCCACGUCCAUGAAACGUUCCUGGAGUGUCACUAUAACUGGGAGCUGGUGAUCUGGUGCUCCAGUCUGUCUCUGUUCCUGCUCAGGUUCGUCACUCUGGGCUCCGAGACCAGCAAGAAGUACAGCAACACCUCCAUACUGCUCACUGAACAGAUCAACCUGUAUCUGAAGAUGGAGAAGAAGCCAAACAAGAAGGAGGAGCUGACACUGGUCAACAACGUCUUAAAACUGGCUACCAAACUACUCAAGGAGUUGGAUACUCCUUUCAGGUUGUACGGUUUGACUAUGAACCCUCUGCUCUACAACAUCACCCAGGUGGUCAUCCUGUCCGCCGUGUCGGGAGUCAUAUCUGACCUAUUAGGGUUUAACCUGAAGCUGUGGAAGAUCAAAUCAUGACAGUGAAGAGAGAACCAGCGUCGACCUUCACUCUCACUGACUGACUACCUGAAUGCUCGUCUGACUGAUCGAUCUAACGGUCGACUGACUCAAAGACUGAACGUCGGCCUCGACAUAUCGGAGUGCUUUCACCUUCAACGUUCCCACUUUGUGCAAUUACACUAUUUAUUUACCCACUCAGUGUUUUUACUUAGGGUUUAUUUCAAUUGUAGUUUGUUUCAUUUGUGUGUUCCACAACACAAAACAACGCGUUGUUAUUUUACCUGUCUACAAAAAGUGUUAGUAUUAUUAAGCAUAAAUUAUGUUUAACGUGAUGGUUUAGGUUCUCAGCUGCGUUUCCACCAGUUCAGUUUUCAUUUCAGCUCAACCACACAUUUGAAGGUGAAGUUCGGAGCUGCCGACGGGACAACAAUCAUUCAUUGUCAUUUUUGUGUUCUUUUUUCUUAAACUGAAAGUUAUUAUUUAUAUGUUGAGCACAUUUUGAAACAAAACUUCAAACUCUGUUACGACCUUAAAGUCUGUUUUAAAAAUACAUGUGUUAGUCCAGUGGUUUUCUUCAUACAGAAAAGAAAUUGGAAUUAGUCGAGGUGACUCUCUAGUUUAAACGCAAACUAAUGGUUACAGUUUAAUAAAUUAUUUUGUAGAAGACGCUUUAAACCACAGAGUAUUCCUGGCAUUUAACAAACCUCUACUCGUACCAGCUCCCAGGUGUAAGCGCUUUUUAAUAAUUACAUUUACAUAUCUGUUAAUGGAUGUUAACAUCACCGUUCUGCAGGUGACGUUUUUAAUCUGCUGACUUACUUGAGAUAACUGUUCCCAGGUUUUGUUCUCACCAGGAGAGGCGCAAUGCCAGAUGACAUCAGCACUGCAAAGACACAAUCAUCCAGUUAAUGGAAAUAAUAGAACGUGGAGAACAGGUGACAUUUACAGAAAACUCUGAAGUUUAAACUGAUUUUUCUUUUCUUUUUUUAGUUUUAAUUUCAUGACCCUGAUACCUGGGUUUGACAGUAUUUCCAGUAAUAACGUGUGUACUGUAGUCUCACGUCCUCACAGAAGACGAUCCGUUAUUGAUUUCCGUUAGAGCGUGACAACUUCUAACUUUGGCCUAUUUGCUGCAGGUGAAACAUCCUAAAUUAGUAAACAUAAUCACUUCCUUUAGCUUCUGAUUAGCUCUGAUCACAUGCAGUUUUCUUGUUUCCUUGAUGAUCCUGAUUCAUUGUUUGUGUAAAUUUACACAGAUUUUUUUUUUUUUUCCUGGAAGUCAAGGAUCCUUCUUUGAUAGGCCAUACCUUCAAGGAAGGAUCCUACAGAGGCAAGGCAAGAGUCCUUCCUAGCAUUCGAUAAACACACAUUGGAACAGGCUAACGAGUGUCCUCAGGUGUACAUCAUUAACCUUCUGGGGAAUUGGGGGGGGGGGGGGGGGGGGGGGGGGGGGGUUUCUGGGUACUGUGAUAAUUUCGGCACUCUCUAAUGUCGAACUAUUUAACCUCCUGAGACCUGAACUUUUGUGUGGUAUGCCUUUUUAAUUUCUCCUAGCUAUUUGGGAUCAGUAGGACCCGAUAAAUAUAAAAAACGAAACAUUGUCAACGAUAACAAAGUCCUAGUGUCUUCAAACGAGUACUUCCUAAUUAACAGCGUCUUAUUUUGUUACUGUUGCUAAAUUUGGUCAAAUUUGUUGCCAUACCAAACUGCAAACAUAGUUAAUCAUAGGUAAACAAGUUUAAAUCGUAAAAUGUUUCUACAUGGAUUAGUGUAUUGUGCUCUUACUGCCACUAGAUGGCACAAAAAAGUGUCCACAAACGAGGACAACAGGUCUGAGUUAAGUAGAAUGAAGUAUACGGUCAAGUAAACCCAAAUGUGAUGUCCUCAUAUGAAGACACAGGGUCUCGGGAGGUUAAGCAGUGUUUUUAUUUAUCCAGAUAAAUGGAUAAUAAAUGGUGAAAGUUUCAUUGAAGAGGCCCUGCCUUCACUUCCAGCAAAUCGUGCGCAAAGAACUGUGGGUACUUUAUACCCGCUGAGGAUACACACAUGCAUCCUUGAACAUUCUCUAAAGGAAGGUCUCUGUCCUUGGUAGAAUUGAAGGAUGCUUGACACUGGAACUGUCCUUCGGCGGGAUUUGAUGACGUAGCAUCCUUGAAAUUCAGCCAUGUAAGGAUCCUUCCUUGACUUUGAGAAACACCCCGUGUCUGAAAUCACUCCUUACUUACUGCAUUUCUUGUUCACCAUUUUGUUUGUCUGAAUUCUGAGUGACACUGUUGCUUUAUACAAAAUCCAACAAGGGAUUGUACAUUUUUGUUACACGUGCGCAAAAUGACUGCAGUUUGUGUCGUAAAUGAUGGAUUUAUAAGUGUCCGAAAUAUGAGUUUACAGUAAAGUAUUGGGUCUACAAGAAACAGUGAAUGAGUAAACAAAGGAGUGAUUUUGGAUACAGUUUAUUAUUCUAUUCUAAAGCAAAUAAUAAUAAUGUACAACACCACAUUUACUUGGCUAAAGAAAUACAUUUAAUAAUAAUUCAAUUUAGCUUUUUGGAACUCCUGUCAAAAAGGAAUAUUUUAGUAUUGUGGCUGUGCUGCAGUUUAGUUGAACACCUUCAAAUGUAAUUAUAAUAUAUCCCGCAUAUCAUAACAGCUCGAAGAGUUUAAGUCCUGGAAAAUGUUUUGGACUGUCUGGUCAGAUAGUGUUGGUCAACGGUAGACUGAUUCGUCAUGGUGGAUCUUAUAUAGAAUUUGAUAUCAAAUUCCCAGAGCUAAUUAAUUUGUAGAUUUGUGUGCAUGACAAUUGGCACUGAUCAAAAUUAAAAGUUAGCCACUGCAGUUAAAACAGGUCGGAACGUGAAUGAAAAUAUGCACUUUAAAAACAGAUUUAAAAUGGAAGAAUAGAAGUUACAUCUUGUUUGAAUGUCAAAGAGAUUUUUUUUAUUGUACCUCACCUGCUUGACACAGUACGUGUUUGCUGUUCAACAGAAUGCGAGCUCUGAACUUCAGAAUAUUGUAUCGACAAUUCACAUCACACCCUGAAGUAGAUCCCAAAUGGUACAUGAAGUUAUACCCACAGAAACUAUCUUCAAUGUGAUUAAAACGCUGUGGUUGCCUCAGUUAACGAGUUAGCAUCAUGCUAACUGAAACUAACUUCAUUAUUCAUAAAAAAUGCUAGCAUAAUCAUCUUCAGUGUGUUUGAGGAGGAAGACCAAAGUGCUUAUUUUACCGUUUGUUUUUGUUUGUCUGUGCUGAAAAAAAAAAAAAAAAGAAUGUAUUUGCAGCAUCAUGCUUUAAAAAUAUGUUUCCCUUUGGAAAUACUUUAAGUUGUAUUAUUGUGUACUUUUUGGCAUUGUGCUUUUUGUUCUUUCGUCAUUCAUUUGUAAAGGUUGUUUCUCAAGCUCGUCGGAAAGAAGAGGCACGUUUUACUGUUUUUAAGGAACAAAUAAGUUUGAAAUGUAUGUUUGAAAAUGAAUCUAGGUAAAGGACUCUAUGUUGUGAUUCUGUUUUCAAAGAGUCUGAAUAUUUAGAUUUUUUUGUGAACUGGUCUGUCCACAAGGUCUACAUUUUUAUAAUAAAAAUUAAAAUAAAUGGA
Messenger RNA from Epinephelus lanceolatus (giant grouper), 6194 nucleotides. The record is from RefSeq and is a predicted model, not a curated record. Lineage: Eukaryota; Metazoa; Chordata; Actinopteri; Perciformes; Serranidae.